Danio aesculapii is the source of this 1956-nucleotide messenger RNA. RefSeq names its product aldehyde dehydrogenase 3 family, member B2 (gene aldh3b4). The transcript is spliced from 10 exons. The record is from RefSeq and is a predicted model, not a curated record. The coding region runs from base 142 to 1647 and encodes 501 amino acids. Gene Ontology annotation, molecular function: aldehyde dehydrogenase (NAD+) activity. Gene Ontology annotation, cellular component: cytoplasm. Gene Ontology annotation, biological process: aldehyde metabolic process. Lineage: Eukaryota; Metazoa; Chordata; Actinopteri; Cypriniformes; Danionidae.
AACCUAUGGUGCCUUUCAUUGAGUUUUCCCCUCAGUCUGUGUGUGUCGAUCAGUCCCAGAAGCUGCAGUUACAAUCACCCGUGGUGCACUGCUGGAUGCGCUGUGCUGAUAUUUGGGCUGUUUUAAAACUGCAGAAGAACCAUGAGCUCCCCGCCAAGCCCUUCUCCAACCAGGUGGUUCAAAGCCCUGCGGAGGCCGAGGGUGGAGGAUGUGUGUGUGAAGACUGGAGUAUCUGUAUGUUCAGAGGUCUUGAGGAGAGCCAGAGCAGCUUUCAGCGCAGGCAGAACAGCCCAGGACACUUUCAGAAUGGCUCAGCUUGAGGCUUUGGUGCGCAUGCUGAUGGACCACGAGUGUGACUUUGUGGAUGCUCUUGGAAGGGAUGUGCACAAGCCUCGCUUUGAAACCGUGAUGUCAGAGCUACUGGUAGUCAAAAACGAGGCUCUGCAUGCCAUCAGCAACUUAAAGAAAUGGAUGGAGCCUCAACGCAUUGAACGUGACUGGUCUACAGCGUUAGAUGAAUGUGUUGUGGUAAAUGAGCCGCUGGGGUUAGUAUUGAUCAUUGGGAACUGGACCAGUCCUCUUCAGCUCUGUCUCGUGCCGUUAGUAGGUGCCAUUGCAGCUGGUAACUGUGCAAUUAUCAGCCCAUCUGAAACCUGCACGCACACAGCUGAGCUUCUGCAUAGACUCAUACCUGCUUAUUUGGACAAUGAGUGCUUCCACUCUGUUAUUGCAGCAGCUCAUGAAAUUACAGAAAAAGUGGAUCUUAAAUUUGAUCAUGUCUUCUUCUUUGGCGAUAAAGAGGACGGGAUUAAAGUGGCUCAAGCCGCUGCUCGCACCCUGGCUCGGGUUACUUUGGUGCUGCGUGUUAAAAAUCCUUGCUACGUUGACAGUCAGUGUGACAUCAACACCACGGCUCGGCGCAUUACCUGGGCGCGAUUCCACAACGCUGGCCAAAGUGCUGUGGCUCCUGACUACAUCCUGUGCCAUGCAGAGGCCAAAGAAAACCUCCUGCAGGCUCUGCGCUGCUCACUCCAGCAGUUCUACGGCACUGAUCCACGUGAAUCCCGGAGCUACGGCAGGAUAGUGAAUGAGGAGAACUUCAGCAAGGCCAAAGAGCAGCUCUGGAGAUCUGGAAAGGUCAUCAUAGGGGGUCAAGUCAACGAGAUGGAGAGAUACAUUGCACCAACUGUCCUCACGGAUGUCAUGGAGUCUGAUCCGAUCAUGCAGCAGGAUACUAUUGGACCCAUCCUUCCCAUACUGACUGUCCAGGAUGCCGACGAGGCCGUGGCUUUCAUCAACUCCAGAGAGAAACCGCUGUGUGUGUAUGCUUACUCUAGCAACAACAAGGUGAUCUCCAAGAUAAUGAAUGAAACAUCCAGUGGGAGUUUUUGUUCGAAUGAUAGCGUCUUACAGAGUGUGAUGGUGGGCCUGCCAUUCGGAGGAGUUGGUGCCAGUGGGAUGGGCUCUUAUCAUGGUCGCUACAGCUUUGAUGCGUUCUCCCAUAAGAAGUCAUGUCUUCUGCGCAGCACCCAGAUUGAGUGCAUGACAGUUUUGCGUUAUCCACCUUAUGAGGACCGUAACCUGUCUCUGGUCAGUCUGGCUAGCUUUCUAAAUCUGAAGAGUCAAGGUUGGUGCACUAUCUUGUGAAAGUGGUUCAGAGCAAUCAACAGACUAAAUUGAAAUCUCAGUCUUGACAUCUAUCUCUAAAAACAAGUUGUAAACAUUUGUACAAGUUUCUGUUUUAAAAAGAUGCGGGAUGUUCACUGAUUCUGUGCUGUGAAACGCAAUGUUGUAUUCAGCUUUCUGUAAGCUUCGGUAGAUCUAUAGAGAUUGUACUGUAUCUUCAGGGACAGUCCUCUAAGUGACCUGCACAUCCAUUUAUUCAUUUAGCAUGAGUUAUUUCCUUAGAGGAGAAAACUAAAUCAGUUAUGGAAUCAUAUAAAAUUGCAAACAUAC